Pteropus alecto (black flying fox) is the source of this 4556-nucleotide messenger RNA. RefSeq names its product ubiquitin protein ligase E3C (gene UBE3C). Gene Ontology annotation, biological process: protein polyubiquitination; ubiquitin-dependent protein catabolic process. The record is from RefSeq and is a predicted model, not a curated record. The transcript has 22 exons. Gene Ontology annotation, molecular function: ubiquitin protein ligase activity. The coding region runs from base 369 to 3275 and encodes 968 amino acids. Lineage: Eukaryota; Metazoa; Chordata; Mammalia; Chiroptera; Pteropodidae.
UUGAGUCAGAAAAUUUGAUGGGAUGGUCUUUAGAAUCCUUUUUGGGUCAAAACAUUCUGUAAUUUUUUAUAUCUCUUCGUGUUUAGGAAGAAAAGGCUUCUCUUUUACAUCGUACUCAGGAAGAAAGAAGAAAGAGAGAGGAAGAAAGGCGAAGAUUGAAAAAUGCAAUAAUUAUCCAGUCAUUUAUUCGAGGCUAUCGAGACAGGAAACAGCAAUAUUCCAUCCAAAGAAGUGCAUUCGAUCGCUGUGCCCACCUGUCACAGUCUGGUGGCGCUUCUUCCAUCGCUAAUGCUCCCAACCUCACCCUCUUGGUGAGGCAGCUUCUGUUUUUCUACAAACCGAGUGAAGACUCAAAACGUUUGAUAUGGAUGUAUCAGAACUUAAUUAAACACAGCUCUGUGUUCGUCCGGCAGUUGGAUGGGUCCGAGAGACUUACAUGCUUGUUCCAGAUAAAGAGACUGAUGAGCCUCUGUUGCAGGUUGCUACAGAACUGUGGCGACGACAGUUUGAAUGUUGCACUUCCCAUGAGAAUGCUUGAGGUGUUUUCAUCUGAGAACACUUAUUUACCUGUCUUACAAGAUGCUAGCUCUGUGGUGUCAGUGAUUGAACAGAUUUUGCACUACAUGAUUCAAAAUGGGUAUUACAGAGCUCUCUAUUUGUUAAUUAACAGCAAGCUUCCAUCAAGUAUUGAAUAUUCCGAUUUAUCUCGAGUUCCUAUAGCAAAAAUUUUGCUAGAGAAUGUUCUAAAACCAUUGCACUUUACUUACAACUCCUGUCCAGAAGGCGCAAGGCGGCAGGUUUUCGCGGCCUUCACGGAGGAGUUCCUGGCCGCGCCUUUCACAGACCAGACCUUCCGCUUCCUCAUCCCCGCGUUAGCGGACGCACAGGCCGCCUUCCCCUACGAGCCCUUUCUGAGCGCGCUGCUGUCGCGGGAGGGCGGAAGUUCAGGGGCAGGCGGGGGCGCCCCGUGGCUUUUCUACUUUGUGCUGACCGUCGGUGAAAACCACUUGGGGACCCUCUCCGAGGAAGGACUGCUCGUGUACUUAAGAGUGCUGCAGACCUUCCUUCCUCAGCUCCCGGUCUCGCCUGCCAGUACGAGCUGUCAGGACUCAGCCAGUGACUCUGAGGACGAGAGCGAAGGGACGGACAAGCAGAUGAGCGCUCCAGAGGACGGCCGGCUGUCAAUACCAUACGUAACAGAGGAGUGUCUGAGAAAGCUGGAUACGAAGCAGCAGACCAGCACCCUGUUAGACCUGGUGUGGAGGGACUCCGCGGGCCAGGAGGCCUUCACUCUGGUGGCCGCCGUCUGCCACACGCUCAUGGUGCAGCAUCGGGUGAUGGUGCCCAAAGCCAGGCUUCUCUACAGCUUAGCCUUCAAUGCCAGGUUUCUGAGGCAUCUCUGGUUUCUCAUAUCUUCAAUGACCACACGGAUGAUCACAGGGUCUGUGGUGCCGCUGCUGCAGGUGAUAUCGAGGGGGUCCCCCAUGUCGUUCGAAGAUUCCGCUCGCAUCAUCCCACUCUUUUACCUUUUUAGCUCCUUGUUUAGUCAUUCACUGAUUUCCAUCCACGAUAACGAAUUCUUCGGCGAUCCCAUAGAAGUUGUAGGUCAAAGACAAUCAUCCAUGAUGCCUUUUACUUUAGAGGAGCUAGUGAUGCUGUCACGAUGCCUUCGCGACGCAUGCUUAGGGAUCAUCAAGCUGGCUUACCCGGAAACGAAGCCGGAAGUCCGAGAAGAAUAUGUCACAGCAUUCCAGAGCGUUGGAGUUACUACUAGUUCUGAAAUGCAGCAGUGUAUACAGAUGGAGCAGAAACGAUGGAUUCAGCUGUUUAAGGUUAUCACCAACCUAGUGAAAAUGCUGAAGUCCAGAGACACAAGGAGAAAUUUUUGUCCUCCAAAUCACUGGCUGUCGGAACAAGAAGAUAUUAAAGCAGAUAAGGUGACGCAGCUGUAUGUGCCAGCCUCCAGACACGCGUGGCGGUUCCGGCGCAUGGGCAGGAUAGGCCCCCUGCAGUCCAGCCUGGACGUGGGCGUGGAGUCCCCGCCGCUGUCCGUGUCUGAGGAGAGGCAGCUCGCCAUCCUGACAGAGCUGCCCUUCGUGGUGCCCUUUGAGGAACGGGUAAAGAUCUUUCAGAGGUUGAUUUAUGCAGAUAAGCAAGAAGUUCAAGGAGACGGUCCAUUUCUGGAUGGAAUUAAUGUCACAAUAAGAAGAAAUUAUAUUUAUGAAGAUGCUUAUGACAAACUUUCUCCAGAAAAUGAGCCCGACCUAAAGAAGCGCAUCCGCGUGCACCUGCUCAACGCGCACGGCCUGGACGAGGCAGGCAUCGACGGCGGCGGCAUCUUCAGGGAGUUUCUGAACGAACUGCUCAAGUCGGGCUUCAACCCCAACCAGGGCUUCUUCAAGACGACGAACGAAGGGCUGCUCUACCCCAACCCCGCGGCCCAGAUGCUCGUGGGGGACUCCUUCGCCAGACAUUACUACUUCCUGGGCACGAUGCUUGGAAAGGCCCUCUACGAGAACAUGCUGGUGGAGCUGCCCUUCGCCGGCUUCUUCCUGUCCAAGCUGCUGGGCACCAGCGCGGACGUGGACAUCCACCACCUGGCCUCACUGGACCCGGAGGUGUACCGCAACCUGCUCUUCCUCAAGAGCUACGAGGGCGACGUCGAGGAGCUGGGCCUCAACUUCACCGUGGUGAACAACGACCUCGGGGAGGCGCAGGUGGUGGAGCUGAAGUGCGGCGGGAAGGACAUCCCGGUCACCAGCGCCAACCGGAUCGCGUACAUCCACCUGGUCGCCGACUACAGGCUCAACAGGCAGAUCCGCCCGCACUGCCUGGCCUUCCGCCAGGGCCUGGCCAGCGUGGUCAACCUGGAGUGGCUGCGCAUGUUCGACCAGCAGGAGAUCCAGGUAUUGAUUUCUGGUGCACAAGUUCCCAUAAGUCUGGAGGACCUGCGAUCCUUCACGAACUACUCAGGAGGCUACUCUGCCGACCAUCCCGUAAUCAAAGUCUUCUGGCGAGUUGUCGAAGGGUUCACGGAUGAAGAAAAGCGCAAGCUGCUCAAGUUUGUCACAAGCUGCUCGCGACCCCCGCUCCUGGGGUUUAAGGAGCUGUACCCGGCCUUCUGCAUCCACCACGGGGGCUCCGACCUGGAGCGGCUGCCCACGGCCAGCACCUGCAUGAACCUGCUGAAGCUCCCCGAGUUCCAGGACGAGGCCCUGCUGCGCAGCAAGCUGCUCUACGCCAUCGAGUGCGCGGCCGGCUUCGAGCUCAGCUGACGCGCCCGCGCCUCCGGCGUAAGUAGCUCUCCGGCCACCCCGCCACCGCCCUCCUGAGGCCCCCCGUCCCGCCACCCCCCCUUCAGUCCUUAAAUGAUGUGUUAAGUCACGGUCCCUCCUCUGAACUGACAUUGCUUUUCAAACAACUAAAAUAACAUGCUACGUGCCACGCGGCUGCUUGAGUGAUUUUGCCGAGAGCACAGUUGUGAGGCUGGUGGCAGCUCAGCGCAGUUAACCAAAGAUGCAGCUUCGGCUUUGCUGGGGGGCCGGGCCCUGCCUGGGCGGGGGGCUCCCGGGCCGGCGGGCGAGUGGGCGGCGCUGCAGCGACACUCGGCCUGAGAGGUGGGCAGCUUCCCCUCGGGGCCUCUGCUUCUCGGCGGCCGGACUGUCUCCAGGCCCCGCGUUCAGACUGAAGGCACCGUUUCCCUGCCACCUCUCCCGGAGCGGCUGCGUCGGAGACUAGAGAGGGGGGCUCUCUCUGUGCCUCCCACGCCGGCUAAGUCCCCGUGGGGAGAGCGCGCCGUUUUCGCGGUCCCAUCGCCCGCGUGGUCUGGUCCGGGCGUGCCGCGUGGGGGCGCGUGGGGGCCGGGGCUCCAUCCUCCUGCCCUUGUCUCCGCUUUGUGCCUGGAGAGCGUUCAGGGAGGGGCGGUCUGUCCAGUUCCUGCGAUGUGUGUGACCGCCAAUAAAUGACGUCUUGGGGAGAAUAGACACUGAGCGUCGAUUCCAGUCACUUGAACCAAAGUGGCGGGCUGCGCCGUGGCUCUGCGGCCCGCCCCUCCCCACACCGGGCGGACCGGCCGGUCACCCGGAGGUUUGGGGUAACUCGCCACGCUCUGCACCCUCUGCUUCCUCAAUGGUGCUGCUUUGAAGGAAGAUGGGACAGUCCCCAAACUCGCGUCCGGGGGGAGUGUCCGGAUUCUCUCGUCACAGGCACUUUAUCAGGACCGGACUCGCCGGGGCGUCGGUCCGUGCCCGCGGAGAGCGUCCCACGCCGCGGCCAGGACGACCUUGCUGGGGCCAGGUCGCGGGGCCCGCCCUUCGCCUUCCUGCCUGCUGUCUUGCUGUCACUGGAGCUCGGUGGGCUGUCCUGUUGGAUUGACCAGAAUUAGCAAUAUACUUUUAAAUGCGGGGAGACUGAAUGACACUUUUAAGACAAUGACCGUUAUCGAAACAAAAUGUAUAAUUUCUUAAUUUGAAUAAUAAAUUAAGUGUUUAAAUGCUAUUUGUAGUCUUGAUAUUCAAAAAUAAAAUAAUUAGGGUUUGUCCUUGGUUUUAUUUUUA